CCCAGCUGAGCGUCCAGCUCCCGCUGCCCACCACCAGGCUACGUAACUCCGCUGGCCCGGUGGCCCACAGGUUGGGAAGAAUUUCCAGAACUGCGCCCCGGGAUGGGGCAGGUGCUGCUGCGGCCGCCGCCGUGGCUGCUCUGGUUGCUGCUGCUUCCUUGGCUCUUCAUCCCUCGGCUUUCGUUGGGCUCUCUGGCCGAGGAGAGGAAAGAAUCCAUGCCCAGCCUGCCAUCCCCAGGAGACCUGGCUGACAUUGUGCCACCUGCCUUUCCCCCCACCAAUGGGACCCAGCCUUUUAUGGUGCUGCCAGUAGUUCUCCCUGGAAGAUCCCACACAGGAAACGCAGCCCUUCCCAGCGUGACCUCAGCCGGCUCCAAGCUCAUACCACCUCUUGCAUUUGAUCACACAGUUAGCCAUAUAAUACUUUCUGAACACAAAGAUGUCAAGUUUAACUGUUCAAUCAGCAUACCUAACACGUACCAGGACACCCAUAUUUCUUGGUGGAAAGAUGGGAAGGAGCUGCUUGGGGCACAUCAUGCAGUGACUCACUUUUAUCCAGAUGAGGAAGCCACAGCAGUGAUUGCGUCCUUCAGCAUAACCAGCGUGCAGCAUUCAGACAGUGGGUCAUAUGUCUGUAAGAUGAACAUAAACAACGAAGAUAUUGUGUCUGACCCCAUCUACGUUGAAGUACAACGACUUCCUCACUUUACCAGGCAGCCUGAGAGCAUGAACGUCACCAGAAACACUGCCUUCAACCUCACCUGUCAGGCCGUGGGUCCACCAGAGCCUGUCAGCAUUUUCUGGAUUCAAAACAGCAGCCGUGUGAAUGAAUGGCCUGAAAAAUCCCCAUCUGUGCUAACUGUUCCUGGUCUGACCGAGACGGCAGUCUUCAGCUGCGAGGCCCACAAUGACAAGGGGCUGACCGUGUCCAAGGGCAUACAGGUCAACAUCAAAGUCCUGCCUUCCCCACCAGCUGAAGUCAGCCUUCACAACAAGAGCGCACAUGGCCUCCUCAUCUCCUGGGUCCCGGGCUUUGAUGGAUACUCUGAGUUCAGCAAUUGCAGCAUUCAGGUCAAGGAAGUUGAUCCUCUGAGUAAUGGCUCCAUCAUGAUUUUUAACACCUCUGCUUCUCCACCUCUGUAUCAAAUCAAGCAGCUGCGAGCUCUGGCUAAUUACAGCAUUGGCGUGUCCUGCAGGAAUGAGAUUGGCUGGUCUGCGUGGAGCCCUUGGAUCCUGGCCAGCACGACCGAAGGAGCCCCAUCGGUAGCACCUUUGAAUGUCACUGUGUUUCUGAAUGAAUCUGCUAACAAGCUGGAUGUCAGGUGGAUCAAGCCUCCAAUUCAGCGGCAGAACGGGGACCUGGUGGGCUACCGGGUGUCCCACGUGUGGCAGAGUGCCGAUGCUUCCAAAGAGCUGUUUGAAGAAGUCGGUCAAAAUGGCAGCCAUGCGCAGAUUCCUGUUCAAGUCCACAAUGCCACAUGCACAGUGAGGGUCGCCGCUGUCACCACAGGAGGGGUCGGACCUUUCAGUGCCCCAGUGAAAACAUUCGUCCCUGUACACGGUUGGGUAGACGUUGCCCCCUCGUCAACUCCAGCACCUGGCAACACAGACCCCGUGCUCAUCAUCCUUGGCUGCUUCUGCGGACUUGUUCUGAUUGGGCUGCUUUUGUAUGUUUCUCUGGCCAUCAGAAAAAGAGUCCAAGAGACACGGUUCGGGACCGCCUUCACGGGGGAGGAUUUGGAACUGGUCGUCAAUUACACAGCAAAGAAGUCCUUCUGUCGGCGAGCCAUCCAACUCACCUUACGCAGCUUGGGAGUCAGCGAGGAGCUGCAGAAUAAGCUGGAAGAUGUUGUGAUUGACAGGAACCUUCUAAUUCUUGGGAAAAUUCUGGGUGAAGGAGAGUUUGGGUCUGUGAUGGAAGGAAGUCUUACUCAGCAAGACGGAACCUCCCAGAAAGUGGCCGUGAAGACCAUGAAGUUGGACAGCUUUUCUCAGCGAGAGAUUGAGGAGUUCCUCAGCGAGGCCGCCUGCAUGAAAGACUUCAGCCACCCAAAUGUCAUCCGGCUCCUAGGUGUUUGUAUAGAAAUGGGCUCUCAAGGCAGCCCAAAGCCCAUGGUGAUUUUACCCUUUAUGAAGUACGGGGACCUGCAUACCUAUUUACUCUACUCCCGACUGGAGGCGGGAUCAAAGUAUAUUCCUGUGCAGACACUGGUGAAGUUCAUGGUGGACAUCGCCCAGGGGAUGGAGUAUCUGAGCAACAGGAAUUUCCUUCAUCGAGACUUAGCUGCUCGAAACUGCAUGUUGCGAGAUGACAUGACUGUGUGUGUUGCGGACUUUGGCCUCUCUAAGAAGAUUUACAGUGGUGAUUACUACCGCCAGGGCCGCAUCGCUAAGAUGCCUGUGAAGUGGAUUGCAAUAGAGAGCCUCGCGGACCGAGUCUACACCAGUAAAAGUGACGUGUGGGCAUUUGGUGUGACCAUGUGGGAAAUUGCAACUCGGGGAAUGAUGCCCUACCCCGGAAUCCAGAACCAUGAGAUAUACGACUAUCUUCUCCAUGGCCACAGGCUGAAGCAGCCAGAGGACUGCCUGGACGAACUGUAUGGAAUCAUGCACUCCUGCUGGAGGGCGGAGCCCUUGGACCGGCCCACCUUUUCUAUGUUGAGGCUGCAUCUGGAAAAGCUCUUAGAAAGUUUGCCAGAAGCGCAGGACAAAGCUGAGGUCGUUUACAUCAACACCCAGUUUCCAGAGAGCGGCGAGGGCCUGGCAGAGGGCCCCGCGCUCACGCAGCUGGACAUGGACAUCGACCCGGACUCCAUCAUCGCUGCCUGCACGUCCCGAGCUGCAGUCAGCGUGGUCACGGCACAGGUGCACGAGAAUGGACCUCAGGAGGGAAGGUACAUUCUAAAUGCGGGCAGCGAGAACUGGGAAGACCUGGCUUCUGCCGCCUCAGCAACAGGGACAGUGGGCACCAGCGGUGUUUUCCUGGAGGACAGGCCUGUAAGGAAUGGGGUCUCCUGGUCCCAGUGCAGCACGCUACCCUUGGGGAGCCCACCGCCAGAUGAACUUCUGUUUGCGGACGACUCCUUGGAAGCCUCAGAAGCCCUUGUGUAAGGAGAUCCGACUGACAGUCCCAAACCAGAGAGCUUCCUCUGCCUCCGAGACCCUCCUGCACCCGGAGUUUCUGGUGUCUGUCUUCCUCGCCAAGUGAACGCCACGGCCCGGAAGCACCCGAUGAUUGUUGUUAAGUGCGUCGUCGUUAAAAACACACAGUAUUUAUUUAAAGAGAAAAAUAUGUAUGUAUAUGGUGGAAAGAGAUAUAGAUACUAUAUUUUAAUAAGAGAAGACUUAUUUUAUGUCACUUAUCUUGCAGAUUUUAAAAUUUAAGCUUUAACAGCUUCAUCUCUAGAGCUGCUCCUUGAUGUUAACAUUUGCACAAAGUUUUUUUUUAAAGUUCUCUAUCUUUUUUCUGACUAUUAAAUGUAAAACUAUUUGUAAAAUGAAAUGUCACAUUUGACACAGUUUCUGGUCUUAAGAAAAAUCUGAUAUUCUUUUGUGAAUCAUCUGUUUGAUAAGAAUGACUUUUGAUAUUUAAAGUUUCAUAACUGAUUAAUUCUUUGAUACAACUCUCUAAUAAAAUACGAAUGAGGAA
Molecule: messenger RNA, 3649 nt
Organism: Phyllostomus hastatus (greater spear-nosed bat)
Lineage: Eukaryota; Metazoa; Chordata; Mammalia; Chiroptera; Phyllostomidae
Gene: MERTK
Product: MER proto-oncogene, tyrosine kinase
Exons: 19
Coding region: 103-3111 (1002 amino acids)
Biological process (GO): multicellular organism development; positive regulation of kinase activity; cell migration
Cellular component (GO): signaling receptor complex
Molecular function (GO): ATP binding; protein binding; transmembrane receptor protein tyrosine kinase activity
Source: RefSeq, a predicted model, not a curated record